AUGGACCCAGCUGAUAUCGUCGCUCAAGAAGAGCGCAAAAAGUCCCUGUACAGAAAUAGGUGGCGAACUGUGCUACACAAUCCCAAGCUCAUGGUCAUUGCCUUCUUCGCCUCAUUCGGUGGCUUUGAAUAUGGCUACCAACAGGGCGUCCUCGGCCAGUCCCUCGUCAUGUACCGCUUCAAGGACAACUUCCCCUCCGUCGUCGACUCCUCCAGCGCCACUGGCUGGUUGACCUCCGUGCUGCAGCUGGGCGGUAUUGUUGGUUCAAUCUCUGCAGGUAUUCUCGGCGAGAUCUUUAGUCGAAAGUAUACUAUGUUUAUGGCCUGUUGCUGGGUCGUGCUCGGAAGUUAUCUUUAUGUUGGCGCUUCGUACCAUAAUCCGGCGCUUCUGUACGCUGCGCGGUUCUUCACUGGUGUCGGUGUUGGCACGUUUAGUGGUGUUGGCCCCCUUUACAACGCGGAACUGGCAUCAUCUGAGCUUCGUGGCUUCUUGGUGUCUUUCUAUCAGCUAGCCACCAUCCUCGGCAUCUGCAUCAGUUUCUGGGUCGGCUACGGCGCCAACCACAUCGGCGGCAUCGGAUCAGCGCAAUCAAACCUCGCCUGGCAACUCCCAUCCAUAAUCCAAGGCAUCCCCGCCGCAAUCCUGAUGGUUGGAAUCUGGUGGCUCCCCUUCUCACCGCGCUGGCUCGUAAAGAAAGGCCGCGACGACGAAGCCAUGCAGACACUCUCCUACCUCCGCAAACUGCCGAUCGACCACCCGCUCGUCGAGAUCGAGUACAAGGAGAUUAAAGCUGAAUGUCUAUUUGAGCAGCGGGCGUUCGCCAAGGCCUUCCCGCAGCUUGCCGAGAAGGAGAAGCAGAGUGUCCUCAUGCGCGAGUUCGCGCAGUACUAUAAUAUCCUCCGCAAGUGGGAUGCGUUUAAGCGUGUUGCCACUGCGUGGUUGGUCAUGUUCUUUCAGCAGUGGAGUGGGAUUGAUGCGAUCAUUUACUAUGCUUCGAAUGUGUUUGAGGACCUGGGGUUGACGGGUGGCACGACUGCACUGCUCGCUACGGGGGUCACAGGCGUCGUCUUCCUCGUGUGCACCAUUCCAGCCAUGUUUGUCAUUGACAAAUUCGGUCGCAAGCCCAUGCUUAUUGCUGGGUCGGUUGCCAUGUGGAUCUUUAUGGUCAUCCCUGCCAUCAUUGUGGCCAAGUUGGGGCAUGACUGGCCUGCUCACCGGGCCGGUGGAUGGGCGGCCGUGGUCUCAAUUUGGCUCUACACCGGGGCUUUUGGAGCUACUUGGGGACCGAUUUCUUGGGUAUAUAUCUCCGAAAUCUUCCCUCAAUCCAUCCGAUCAAAGGGCGCGGCGUUUGGUGCAUCAAGUAACUGGGUCAACAACUUUGCCGUUGCCUUCUUCGUCCCACCGAUGUUUGAAACCUGGGCCUGGGGAACCUACAUCUUCUUCGCCGUCUUCCUAGCGGCUGGCAUCGUCUGGGUGUGGUUCUAUCUCCCCGAGACCAAGGGCGCGUCGCUGGAGGAGAUGGAUCGCGUUUUCGGCAGCCGGGCGGGUGAGGAGGAUGCGAUUAUGCUGGCGCAGGCAAGGGCAGAUGUCGGGCUUGAUCAGGGCGUUGAGCAGGCGGCUGAGAAGGCGGCGUUGGGGAGUGAGCAUGUUGCGGAUGGUAGGAGGGCGAGUCGUGUGUCUCAGGCGUGAAGCAUGGUGGGCUCUGCAUGCGAGGGAGACAGGGAUGAUGACUACGGUGAAGGCUGCAUGACCUACUCGUUCUUCAGAGGCUUAUAUAUAGUA
Messenger RNA from Aspergillus calidoustus, 1782 nucleotides. NCBI's taxonomy places the organism in Eukaryota, Fungi, Ascomycota, Eurotiomycetes, Eurotiales, Aspergillaceae. The record is from the annotation of a GenBank genome assembly.